AUGGCGGUGGAAGACGAUUCGAGCAGUUCGUCUUCCGAGGUUUCUGCCAAGCGCCGUCGACGGCUGCCGUUGCCUGCAUGCGUCCUCAAGCUUUUCGGGGAAUCGAGUCGCGAUGGUGGCCGAGCCCUGACAAAUUGCCAGAACAGUGGCUCAGAAAGUGGCCCCCCCACCUCCUUGAAAGCCAUGAUGGACGCCGCAGCCCUGCCAGAAGGGACGGGCACCUGCUCACAGUUCAACAUCAUGAAGGGGUUUGGCUUCAUCGACAUGGGCGGCGUCACUGUUUUUGUCCACAACACCGACUGCGAGCCCGGAAAGCAGCCGAAGGAAGGUGACGUUCUUACGUUCAACUACGAGCCCAGGAAAAACAACCCGGAGCAGAUGCAAGCGCGGAAUGUCAAGGGCUGUUCUGCUCAACGGACGGACGUGUGGGGUCAGCCCAAGUUCGCGGGGCCGGUGGAAGGCACUGGUGCUUACAGUGGGAGUGUCAAAAGUUUCGGCGCGAAGGGCUAUGGCUUCAUCGUCAUGGAAGACGGCGUGGAGAUGUUCUUCAACAUCAAAGACUGCGUGGGCAGCAAGCCAAUGGCAGGAGAUACAGUCAAGUUCGACAUCGAGGAGAGCCCUAUCAAGCCUGGCAGCAAGCAGGCCAAGAAUGUUACCGGAGGAAGCCAGCCUUUGGAUCCACCGAUGGGCAUGAAGGGUGGAUGGGGUCCGAUGUGGGAUGGGGGCAAGGGCAUGUGGGGCGGAGAUGAGCUGGUGCUCGCUCACCCCGUCGCUGUUCAAGUGGUCCUUGGCCCAGAGCUCCGGUUAUGCGUCUUGGAGGCAUCGCCAGCACGCCAGGAAGCCGGCAUCGAGCAGGCGGUGGAUUCAGAGAAGCAAAACCUACAGCUUGAGGGUGAACAUCGGGGCCUGUUGGAUCCGUAUGGCCUUGCGAUUUGGCCUUCUGCUCUUGUCCUAGCCCAAGGAGUUGCAAGCUAUGCCGCUGAAGCCUCCACUGGUUCCCGAAGAAGACUUCUGGAGCUCGGGGCUGGCUGCGGGAUGGUUUCACUUGCCGCGGCACAUUUGGGCUUUGAAGUGCUUUCCACCGAUUUCCGAUCAUCGCCACUAUGCCUGGUGGCUGCAUCUGCGAGGCGGCAGGAUCUCAGCAAGCGAGUCCACACGUGCUUGCUGGAUAUUUGCGAUCUCUCCACACCUCUACCUCCGGCCGACGUUGUCGUCGCCGCAGAUGUCCUGUACGACGCCAGAACAGCAAAGGCCAUGGCGGAGCGGGUGGCGGAAGCGCACCUGCGUGGAAGUGUUGUUCUGUUAGCAGAUGUUGGCCGCCCAAACCGAAGGCUUUUUCUCAGUCGACUGCUGCAGCUGCUUCCAAGUCUUGCUACACGGCUGCCAGGAUUUGACUUCCCCAUUGAAGGGCUGGCUGUACAAGAGACGGAUGGUGCAGAGGUGGAGCAUCGCCACGUGCCCGUGCAGUCCGAGCUCAAUUCCCGGUACGGGGCACAGAUUCUGGCGUUGCAGUGGCUGUGCCAGCUGCGCAUUGUACGCGGACCUUUGAAGCUGAAGCUCUGGAAUCUAGUUGGCGACAGAUGGUUCACUGUAGGUGACUCAGCAGAGCAUGCUUGCAUUAGAUCGUAUACAGGCCUCAUGGCUCCAAAGAAAGGCACGAAACGAGUGAUUCAAGUGCCAGAAGAGGACGAGCCGCCGGCCAAGAAGCUGCUCACUUCACUCAAGAGGCACGGUAUCAAGGAAUCUACGUAUCGCCAUGUAGCAGACGUGUUCUCUCAUUCCGCAGCUGCUCAUUUAUCGCAGGAUUGCAAGGACAUGUUCAUGGCUGCACUCCCUUUCAGUCUUCUGAUGGCAUCGGAUGAGAGGAACACCUUCCAAGAAACCGUCGUGGGACUGGUGGACAAGGUGGUGACCGAGAUGCUGGCUGGCAUGCAGGAGUCGCUUGACAAAGCGAACGAGAAGCUGCAGUUAAUGGAUGCGGAAAAGGCACGACUUGAUGAAUCAAUUCAGUUAGCGGAGGACCAGUUGAAGGCCGCGCAGGCCUGCGCUUGUGAGAAGCGGGCCGUGGUUACUGCCGCCUCUGCUGCUGUUUCGGCCGCGCAGGAGAAGCUAAGUGUGGCCAAAGAAGCCGAAGCAGCUGGACAGCGAGCGAGACAAGCUGCCUCUGAUGACAAGGCCAUGCUCCAGCAAGCUGUGAGUACUGGGUGCUUCUCGAGGCUCAAGGCUGGCGAGUGGGAGGAUGGUGAAGCAGAGCGGCUCUUCAGUUCACUCGAGCCGCUGGUGCUGAAGAAGCUGAAGACCGAUUCAUCUUUGAGAACGGCAAUGCGAUGUACUCUUCUGAAGAAGCCGGUGAACCGCGGGCAGUUUGAUGCCAUGCUGCUUGAGGAGCUUGAGAGAGCCUUUUCGGCGCGAAUCUCGGAGCUUGAGUCGAACCUUUCUGAAGCGGGUGCCGUGACAGCAGAGCUCGCAGAGAAUGUGGCUACAGCACAUGCUGAAGUGGAGACUGCGAUGGCCUCGCAGCAGCAUGCAUCCGAUGCGCUGUCCUCAUCCUCCUCUGAGGAGAAGAUGCGGGUUGCUGCCCUGCAAGCGGCCAAGGUGACUCUGCAGGAGUUCAAGCCGAAGCAUGCUCAGGCAUGCAGCGGAAGGAAUGCUGAGCAGCAGCAGAUGCAGCAGUUCGUGGACAAAAAUGUCGCUGCAUUUCAAGAGCUCAAGGACAGGGUGUCUGUCAAGCCGGAGAAGGAGAUGGCCACUGGGAAGGAACUCCAGGCCAAUGCGACAUCCGUGUUGGCCUGUGAAGCUGGCCCUGAGGCCGUGUGUGGUUCCGAAACCCCGCAAAGUAGUGAAGCUCUCGUCCCGGACAGGUGGGUGGCGCAUAAUUAG
Messenger RNA from Symbiodinium sp. CCMP2456, 2880 nucleotides. The record is from the annotation of a GenBank genome assembly. Lineage: Eukaryota; Dinophyceae; Suessiales; Symbiodiniaceae.